This is a messenger RNA of Danaus plexippus (monarch butterfly), 2187 nucleotides long. Its product is annotated as E3 ubiquitin-protein ligase RNF34. The record is from RefSeq and is a predicted model, not a curated record. Gene Ontology annotation, cellular component: cytoplasm; plasma membrane. Lineage: Eukaryota; Metazoa; Arthropoda; Insecta; Lepidoptera; Nymphalidae. The coding region runs from base 202 to 1443 and encodes 413 amino acids. Gene Ontology annotation, molecular function: ubiquitin protein ligase activity. The transcript has 7 exons. Gene Ontology annotation, biological process: proteasome-mediated ubiquitin-dependent protein catabolic process; negative regulation of extrinsic apoptotic signaling pathway via death domain receptors; protein K48-linked ubiquitination.
GACUGGCAAGUGGCAACUGGCAAUUGAAAACAGAAAAAGUCAGAACGUAUUUGUAACGUUAUUUUUGCAAUGGCAGUUUUUUUGUUUUAUAGUGUUUAGUUUAAAAAAAAAACCUAAAAUUAAUAAAAAUAGGAUGUCUACCUACGGUAUCAUAUUGACUUGAAUUACCGCGUUAUGUAUUCUAUAAGAUAAAAUAGUUCGAUGAUACAGCGAGGACGCGAGUGUAAGAUGCCUUGCGAGAGCUGUGGUAUACAAUUCAGCGUAUUCAAGAGAAAACGGGCUUGUUCGGAAUGUGAACGAUACUACUGCAGUGGCUGCUUGCGUCGUGGCGGCGGAACUAUGUGUGCUCCGUGUAGGGUGCUCUCAACUCGCCCCUUGUCCAGACAAAACAUCGCACACCUCAAAGUCCGCGACCUCCAAUGUUUCCUGCACAGGCAGAACGUAUCCACCAGAGGAUGCGUCGAAAAAGAGGAAUUACUGAACCUGUGUGUGUCCCAUGUAAACAGUGGAGCGUACAGGCGGAGAGGUCCACGGAACAACACUAGUGCUUUCUGCACUCUCAAGGGACUCACCACCAACAUCAAUGAGUUCAUCAAUUCAGCUUUCGACCUCCGAAGUCCGACCAGCCCUCCGCCAGCUUCGGACAGAAGUAACUGUUUCAACUCAUCUCAUCUCCAUUCUCCGACAGCGGACGCUCCUCAUGCCAACACCAGUAUACCUGACAGGCGCUUCACUCCCACCCCGGGGGGUGAGCGAAAUAUCGAGGUUCCAGUACCCGAAGCGGCGGCUCCUCCGGGCGCGGCUCCCCCGGCCGAGGACCCGCCCGUGGACAGCACAGACUGCUUCGAGAUAGAGGACCUGGACGACACCGGCUGGGAGUUCAUCGCGCGCCCCGCGGACCCUCUGCCCAACGACUCGUCCGUGCUGCUGGCGGCGGCGAGCGCGGGGACGCCGCAGAGAGCCGCCUCGUCCCUGGAGCUGAGGAGCGUGUCCGCCGCCGAUGACACCGACACCAACGACACGGCCAGCCUCCAGGACGAGACGGUGUACACGGAGCACGCGGAGUAUCCCACCCACGACCAGCCGUACAGUCCUCACAUACACCUGUCACAGUUCAAGCUAGCCUCGGAUCUGGACACAUUGAACGUCAAACAGCUGAAGGAGCUGCUGAUGAGGAACCGCGUGGAGUACAAGGGCUGUCUGGAGAGGAACGACCUGCUGGACCGAGCCAAGAUGCUGUGGAAGGACCACGACAAGUACAAGGACGAGAUCGACAACCUGCCCAUCGAGGACAGCUGUAAGAUCUGCAUGGCGGCGCCGCUGGAGUGCGUGCUGCUGGAGUGCGGUCACAUCGCCGCCUGCACGAGCUGCGCGCGCCAGCUGGCCGAGUGCCCCAUCUGCCGGCAGUACGUGGUCCGCGCCGUGAGGUUCUUCCGGUCGUGACUCCCCCUCCCCCCUCCCCGCACCUCUGAUGUAAUAAACUCUCAUGUUAUACGAAUCUUUUUGUAAUUCCUUAUCGAUGCGAAGUCUUCGUCCGUCUCUCCAGCCUGCUGCAGCGCUCGGGUCGCUGUGUAGUGACGUCACUGUUGUAUUCUAGCAGGCGCGGUUCGGAUCUCGAGUCACGUGACGUGUUGCCGGCGCCCGGAGACGGCCCUCAGCAUGAUAUAUAAUAAUAUAAAAAGCUUCUUCGUGUGUAGGUUCCGCCAUGUCAGUACGAGUCGUGUCCCGCUCGGCGCGGAGCGGGUUGGAUGUGAUUAUUGUUGAAUGUCCAUGUCGUGUACAUAUCAGUGUGCGAUUGCCGCGUGUGUGUGUGUGUGUGUGAGUGCGUGUGUGCGUGUGUGUGUGUGUGUGUGUGUGUGUGUGUGUGUGUGUGUGUGUGUGUUACAGUAGCGAGGUCGUACCUCGUGACCGAGCCUGGUUCAGGCCGUCGAGGUAGCGUCAGUGUGAUACGCCGGGCGGGCGGGCGUCGCGGCGGGAGCUGUGUGACUUGAUCUGUAUUGUAAAUUGUUACAUUUAAGUCCUUAUUUUUAUAUGAAUUAUUUGUUAUUAUUUUGUACGAUGUUAUUAAGAGAGCCCUCGCUGAUCCCUGGAGUCGUCGGCGUCGUGUGACGUCAUGUGACGUCACCUGUAUAGUGUUUUGUGACGUCAUCUUUUGUAGCGUCAUUUAAAUAAAUCAAUUCCACCCUA